AUGGCGACUCAAGUUGAAACAACAUCAUCCUUUGGCUCCAAUAACAAAACCGAGUAUAGAUAUGAUGUUUUUCUGAGUUUUAGAGGUGAAGAUACUCGCCACACCUUCACUGUGCCUCUCUACAAUGCUUUGCGAUGUAAGGGAAUCAAUGCCUUCAUUGACGACAGGAAGCUUGGCAAAGGGGAAGAGAUCUCACCUACGCUUCUUAGAGCCAUUGAGAGAUUGAGAAUUUCCUUCAUUGUGUUCUCUAGGAGCUAUGCUACUUCCACAUGGUGCCUAGAGGAACUCGCCCAUAUCAUUUGGUGUCAGAAGCGGAAGAACCAGCUGGUUAUGCCCAUCUUUUACAAGGUGGAUCCGUUGGAUGUUCAGUAUCAGAAAAAUAGCUUUCAGGAAGCCAUGGCUGCUCCUGAAGAUAGGUUCAGCGAUGACUUGGAGAAAGUGCGCAAAUGGAGAUCUGCUUUGUUUGAAGCUGCUAGCUUAUCACUGGCAUGGCUUUUCGAAGAAGAUGGAUGCAACGAAGGUGGAUUUAUUGAGGGUAUUGCUGAAGAUGCAUACGCUAGGCUACCUCCUAAACGCUUCCAUAACGUUGAUUACAUCGUCGGACUUGAGCCUUGCAUAGAAGAAGUCAUGUCACUUUUGAAUGAGUCUGAUAAUAGUGUUUCUAUGUUGGGGAUUCAUGGAGCUGGUGGAAUUGGCAAAACAACCCUUGCAAAAGCCAUCUAUAACUCAAUCUUCUUCUAUUUUGAAGGUGCUUGUUUUUUAUUUGAUGUCAGAGAAGUGUCAAAGAAAUAUCAGGGUGUUGUCCGCCUUCAACGAACACUUCUAUCAGAAGUUCUUGAGGAAAAGAAGAUGAAGUUGGGUAGUGUUGAUGAAGGAAUAUCAAAAAUAAAGCAUAGACUCUCUCACAAAAAGAUUUUGUUGAUUCUUGAUGACGUUGAAGAAGUUGAGCAGUUAGAACAACUUGCAGGAGGGGCUGAUUGGUUUGGUUGUGGAAGCAAGAUCAUCAUAACAACAAGAAACAAGCAAUUGCUAGUUGCACACGAUCUUAAAAAAACAUAUGAAAUGAAACAGCUGAAUGAGCAUGACUCUCUUAAACUGUUUUGUUGGCAUGCCUUUCGAAUGAGCCACCCUCCAAAAAGCUACAAAAGUAUGUCAAUUGGUGUUACAGAUUAUGUACGUGGCCUUCCUUUGGCCUUAAAAUUGAUAGGCUCCAAUUUGAGACAUAGAAAAUUAGCGGAAUGGAGAUAUACACUACAACAAUAUAACCAAAUCACUGGAAGAACAAUACAUGAGAUAUUGAAAAUAAGCUAUGAUUGCUUACAAGAGGGUGCUAAGCGUAUUUUUCUGGACAUUGCUUGUUUCUUUAAAGAGGAGAAUUUGGAAUAUGUUGAAGACAUACUAGGAGCUUGUUAUUAUGGGACAAGGUUUUAUAUUGAAGUUCUUGUUGAUAAAUCUCUAAUAACUGUUGCUGAUAAUGGUCGCUUGCACAUGCAUGAUCUAAUACAACAAAUGGCUAGAGAGAUUGUUAAGCAAGAGGCACCCUCCAGUCUUGGUAAACGUAGCAGGUUAUGGUAUUACAAAGAUGUGCUUAAUGUGCUGCAAAAUAAUUUAGGAGGAAAUGAUAUUGAAGGGAUAAUCCUUGAUCCACCUAAACAAGAAGAAGUGAUAUGGAAUGGUUUGGCCUUUCAGAAGAUGAAAAAUCUUCAAUUUCUCAUUGUUCGAAAUACCCAAUUCUUAACAAGUCCCAAGUAUCUUCCUAAUAGUUUGAUAUUGCUUGAUUGGGAGAGAUAUCCUUCUAUGACUUUACCACCAGAUUUUUCUCCUCCAAAACUAGUUUGCUUCAAGUUAUAUAGAAGUCUUUUCAAAUUGGAAGAGCCAUUCCAGAAGUAUGAAUAUGUGACAUAUAUGAAUUUCUCGCAAUGUGAAUUCUUGAGAGAAGUGCCUGAUAUGUCUCAUUUUCGAAAUUUAAAAACAUUGAGCUUUCGCGAAUGUUGCAAUCUGAUCAAAGUUCAUGAUUCUGUGGGAUCUCUUCAUAAGCUAAUACUAUUAGAUGUUGGUGAAUGUACCAAACUUAAAAGCUUUCCAUGUGAAAUCAACAUGCCAUGUCUUGAAGAUCUCACUCUUUCUGGCUGCAAGAGUCUUAACUACUUGCCACGUAUCGUCGGAAAGAUGGAUGCACUUACCGGUAUUUCUGCAGAUAGGACUGCUAUUAAAGAGCUCCCACCUUCCAUUGGAAAUCUUUCAGGGCUUGAUACUUUGUUUAUACACUCUUGCAAAAGUCUUAGGGAGCUUCCGACCAGCUUAUUGAUGUUGCAAAAUCUUAGCACACUUUUGUUGGGAGGCAUUCAACCUCGUGGUAGAAAAUCUUUAAAGAAACUAAUGCAAGAGAGUCAACCAUUGACUAGUUGCGCAAACAUGGAGUUCCUGGGACUUGGAAACUGUGGCUUGUUGGAUGAAGAUGUUUACCUUACUCUAAAAUGUUUUCAGAAUGUGCAUCACUUGGAUCUAUCAAGAAAUGAUUUUGUGUCAAUUCCUGACUGUAUUAAAGAGUGUGCUAAUUUGAGGGUACUAGAAAUACAUAAUUGCAAGAGGCUAAGAGACAUACCAGAGUUGCCAUCAGGGUUGAAUGACAUAAGGGCAGAGAAUUGCACAUCACUAACAACUGAGUCAGUAGGCCGUUUAUGGUCUCAGGCUAAAAUCUUCUUUUGCAAAGGAGUUGGUAUGCCGGCAACAACAUUUCCUGAUUGGAUUGAUUAUUGCUGUAAAGGAGGCACAUUGUCUCUUCGUGUUCAUGGGAAAACUUUCCCCCGUCUUGUUGUUGCAAUUGAAUCAGGGAAAACAAAGACAAGAAAGAGUAUUCCCUUCCAAGUUUUUAUGAGAAUCAAUGGUCGUCAAAUGUCAUGGAUAGAAGGUGAUGUUCCUUAUGUGCCUGAUGCAAAAUUUUCAUGA
Messenger RNA from Neltuma alba, 2949 nucleotides. RefSeq names its product TMV resistance protein N-like. Gene Ontology annotation, biological process: signal transduction; defense response. The transcript is spliced from 6 exons. The record is from RefSeq and is a predicted model, not a curated record. NCBI's taxonomy places the organism in Eukaryota, Viridiplantae, Streptophyta, Magnoliopsida, Fabales, Fabaceae. The coding region runs from base 1 to 2949 and encodes 982 amino acids. Gene Ontology annotation, molecular function: ADP binding.